Chlamydomonas reinhardtii is the source of this 2645-nucleotide messenger RNA. RefSeq lists its product as uncharacterized. NCBI's taxonomy places the organism in Eukaryota, Viridiplantae, Chlorophyta, Chlorophyceae, Chlamydomonadales, Chlamydomonadaceae. The coding region runs from base 580 to 1203 and encodes 207 amino acids. The record is from RefSeq and is a predicted model, not a curated record. The transcript has 5 exons.
AUUAAACAGGCUGACACAAACUUUGGUAAUGGGCUCUGGCAGAAGCACCCGUGGCACCCGUGUCACAGAAUUGGUGAUGGGACCCCCCGAAUCGUACCCAGCGUUGCUUUCGGCCCCGGCAGCUGCAACACAAGCCCCGCGCUUGCAGGCGCUCUCCAGCCAACGUGCCACAGUACUUCUGCUGCUCAGCUUCACAACCACGCACCAAGCAGCAUCAUACCGUACCGUAUGCAACACAAGCCCCGCGCUUGCAAGCGCUAUCCUGCCAAUGUCCCACAGCUUAAGCUGCAGCUUAGGGCCUUUGUGGGCUACACCGUGGGGCUACACUGAGCAUUGUGCGUAUACUACAGGAAUAGCGUCACUAGCCAAUGCAGCCUGUCUGCGUGUUUUCGCCCGACUUGCUUGGAUUCAGGGUGCACAGGAAUUGGUGACAGGCUCUGGCAAAUCCUAGUCGACAUUGUUCCCUGCUACCAAGUUGCAGCCCAACAAGAAGCGCGGCGCGCCCUCUGCGGCUGCCUCCCGGUCUAAGAAGCGGCGCAGUAGCUAAGGAUCCGGUCGAAGAUUCAGAAGGGUGCAAGAAUGUGCAAUCGUGAACGCGAUCAACUCUGCACAGAUUUCCUGCUGUCUGGCUGUCCUGUGCCUACUGUGCUUGUGCUUGAUAGCUGGACGUGGCUGGACGCAUGGCGGGCGGUGCCUGUGGAAACCGACCCCAGCUAUGUCUGGGAGAUGAGGCUACGCACGGCCACGGCGCCACCGGCGCCGUCCGUAACGUUCACUGUCGCCCCACUAAAUUUUAUCCUUCACGACCUCAAAGAAGGAGGAGCCACGGAGUACAAAGGCGUAGCCCAGUAUGCGUGGCUCGAGGCCAUCGAGGAGCUGGCGGGGAGCAGCGGCCUGGCCAGUCAGCUCCGCGUGACGCCCGCGGAUCGCAAUGACAGCGCCGACCGCUGGCUGUGCUGGCGCCACAAGGACCUGCCCGACGACCCGCAACUGCAGGGCAAGGACCCGCACCGCAUCCUGCACUGCCUGAUUAACACGGGCCCGGAGCCGGUGGAGGUCACAUACUGGCCCAACCGCACGCUGGCUGGGGAGGCGGACAUGCUGCAUGGCGCCACCAUCGUCCUGGCGCCGGGCCAGCCCUGGCUGACCACCGUGGCGUGGCAGCUGGACCACGACCACCAGGCACGGCACGUGCAGCGCUGAGAGGGAGGGGGUUGGGGGGUGUGUACGGCGCCGACCCCAAGGAGGCCGGGAGCGCGGGCAGGGCAGGGCAGGGCAGGGCAAACUGGGGCCGGUGCAGGGUAGCUGCGCGGCGUGCGUGGCGGAGGCGAAGGGAGGAGGAGUGCAGCAGGCGGCCACGCGCUGGAAGGCCGGCGGUACCGGCAGCGUGCCGGUGUGCAGGAUGCACUACAACCGGUGGCACCACUGGGCUGGACGGGCGGACGGCCGUGGCCAACCGGACGGAGCCAAGCUGGCGGCCCUGGACAAGGCCAAGGCGGUGAUGCGGAAGUGGGCCGAGGAGGCGGAGGAGGUCAUCGAUCUGUGCUGCGACACCGACUAAGCGGACGGCUGCGUUAGGGGGUUGAGCAAGCCCAGGGGGGCUUGGCGGAUGCGGUUUGGCAGGGGUCCAGCUCAUCUUUGGGGCAAUGGAAUGCGGAGUGCGUUACCGUAGAGGUAGUCCAGGCAGCGCUUCGCCUUGCCGUGGCGUGCAUAUGUACUUCGUAGCGUGCGUGUGCUGGUUUUGAUGUUCAGGUCGGGAAUGGCGUUGGCCACGAAUUCGGUGUAGAGGGUCGGGUUGCUGUUGCAGCCCUGGUGCACUGCGGUUGCUAUGCGGGUCGGCUUGCCCCUUGGAAGGAGGCGGAGCCUUUGCGGUCGCAUCGAAUCCCAGGGCGGGGCGUCCUCGGUUGUUACAGAAAUUGGCAAAACGUCACCGUAGCUCCCCGAAGCGAAGCGAAGGGUAGAGCGGAGGACUACCACACUCUACACUUGGUUUGCCUAGGGCCUUCAGGUCAGUUGUGCUGAUCAGUUGUGUCCCCUUGGUCACCAAUGCUUGCAGGUCGUGCCCAAGCUCCAGGAGUGGAAGACGGCUAUAUAGUUUUGACGCAGCUCGCUACCGCUGAAACACGCAGGGUGUCUUGGUGGGGUAACAGUGACGAAGUUAUGGUUGGGGUAACAGUGACGAAGUUAUGGUUGGGUAGAGAGCGAGGGGUUGCCCUUGUUUGCUUCUAGGGGCCUGGCUUGCCUGUGAUUUUGAGGAGUGAUCAACUUGCCCUGUUCCUUGUGCGGUGGCUGACUGCGUUCUCGCCCGGCUUGGGAUGGAGGUGUCAGCUGAGCGGUGGGUUGACAGGCGGUGGCUCCUGAGUGUUGAUCAGGGCGUUUGCUCUCUUGCUGUGUAUGCGUGUUGUUAAAUGCGUGGGGUGUAUGAGGGAGCUGCUUUCCUUCUUGGUUACGUCUGACCAGUGGAGGCAGGCGGCCUGUGAUCGCAGCGGUCAAGCGUUGUAUGUGUUUCGGCCGCCGUAGGCUUGGUGUUGUGUGCGCCGGUUAGGUGUCGGCGCCCUCGCCAGUCCAACGAGGCUGGUAGGCUGCAGCGGCCGUGUUUUGGGCCCGAGGCAGGUGUCUCCCCACAGCUGUAACAAACAAACAGA